This is a messenger RNA of Parathielavia appendiculata, 1526 nucleotides long. RefSeq lists its product as uncharacterized. The transcript is spliced from 2 exons. Lineage: Eukaryota; Fungi; Ascomycota; Sordariomycetes; Sordariales; Chaetomiaceae. Bases 487 to 1497 code for a protein of 336 amino acids. The record is from RefSeq and is a predicted model, not a curated record.
UAUGCCGCCAUCCGCCGACAUGGUACAGGUGCGAGCUAAUGUCAACGCUCCAGCUACGUGGGCAGCUCUACGACCCAAAGCAAAUAGGUACGGCACUCCGUCCUGCACCCACGCUACUGCACGCCGCCUGCGAUCUAAUGUGGUGACGGGCAGGAAGUUGCCGGCGACACAUCGGAUCUGACAGGAGCUGGCCGCCAUGAGAGUCGAUAUCGAGCAGCGAGCGAUAUGGGCGUGCGGCGAGUCUGUCUGGGUGACACCCGUUUCGAUUUGCGUGUCAAAUGCUCAGCAUCAUUUGGCUUGCCAGACAUCCACCCUAUACCAUGGCUUUGAGAGGUUGCGCAGGCGGACGGAGUAAGCUUGUUCCGCUGGAGCUCAAGUCUGUUUCCCCGUCAUGAUCACUUCCGGUACCCCUGCUUUCACCUACCUGUUACCAGUCCCAGCCGAAACCCAGAUUUCGAGGCAAUGCAAGAACAUUCAACCGAGUAGAUGACGACCUUGUGCGCAAUCACAGGCAGCCCGGACCUCUACGGACUCGGCAUCCGUGUUUCGUUCUACCUCCUCUGGUUCUUCGUCCUCAUCGGCGAGCGCUGCCACGAACGCCAUGCCCAGGUGCCCCGGGCCGUGGAGCUGGUUCUGGCCUAUGCCGUCUUCCUCGGCCUGGCAAUGGCGGCUUCGGCUGGAACUCUCUUUGCGGCCGAGGUCUAUGUCGCCCUGCUUCUCAUCUCGACAACCGUGUACCUCCUCGUUCCCCGCCAUACCACCGACUUGGUGGCCUGGAUCCGUCCCGACCUUGGGCUGGGCACACAGCGUGGUAGAUUCGGCUUCGGCGGGUUCGCCCGGUCCUUGUUUGUUCUGAUAGUCAUCAGUCUGCACCUUUGGUUCUGGGGCACAGGGGUCGACUCGGUGGACAUCGACCGAGCCCUGAGGGAGCAGGGCGGGUGCUGUCCCUGUCAGCCGCCGCUGCAGUUGGGCUUCGCUUUUGGGCCGGUCGAAAUGCACAGCGGUGGAUUCAGGGCUAUGAAUGUCCUGCUAAUGCUCGCCCUUCUUAGCGGAGGCGUAAUUAUUGGCGCGAUGAAGGCAGGAGUCAUCAGGAAGAAGAAGUCGAGGCGUCGGAGGAGAGCCAACCGUACUCGAAUCCGCGUGUUAAAAGAAUUCGAAACCUUUGGCGGCCUAACAGUUGCGUGUAUUCUCAUCGCCGCCAUUGAGUUGACGAUUCAAUGGAACAGUAUCUCAGCCGGUGUCAAUCACAUCACAACUGCCACGCAGUUGAUACCGCUCGGUAUUGUCAUCGCACUAAUCCUGGUGUUCCUAUACGAUUUGAGGAACGGUGCCCCUGGAUGGGAGAGCAUCAGUGGUAUCAGCAGCGGGGGGAAUACCAGCAACAGUAGCCGCGGCGGCAGCGGCAGUAUAGGUGGAAGCGCGUCUGAUCGGUCGUCGGCUUCGAGUGGCUGGAGAGAAUAUGUAAGAUAUCCAAGGUCAGUUGAUACCAGCAUAUAAGCGAGUGACUGAGAAGAGAUACUGAUAAA